Messenger RNA from Drosophila bipectinata, 1819 nucleotides. It is a transcript of the gene GNBP1, whose product is annotated as Gram-negative bacteria binding protein 1. NCBI's taxonomy places the organism in Eukaryota, Metazoa, Arthropoda, Insecta, Diptera, Drosophilidae. Gene Ontology annotation, molecular function: carbohydrate binding; hydrolase activity, hydrolyzing O-glycosyl compounds. The record is from RefSeq and is a predicted model, not a curated record. Gene Ontology annotation, biological process: carbohydrate metabolic process.
AGGUUGAUCAGCGGGGUCAGUCGAACGAGAGAUUGAGACUCCCGCCACUAGUCGAAAAUACUGAUUUGUUUAAUCAGAGGAGCAGACGAGAUCGAAGCCGGUGCUAACAUGAGCGGGAAUCACCAAACAUACGCCGAUUCGCGAUUAGGGGCCAAGCAAAAAUAAACAAUCGCCCAGACUCAGCAGCAAUCGCAGCAGAAACCGGUCUCAAAUUGAGGUAGAGAUACAGGCUGAGUCAGAGGCUUUAGAUCUUCUUCAUAGAAAAGAGAAAAAGUGAGGAUUAAAAAUGCCAGGAUUGGGCUUAGGUAUACUCCUUCUUAUCACCAUUGCCAAUAUUAAAGGAUAUAAAACUCCGACGCCCAGGGUGGAGCUGCUGGAAAAUGGCUUUCGUAUCUCUAUACCAGAUGAAAACGGUGUGAAACUGGUUGCCUUUAAUGCCAAUCGCAACAAAAACUUUACAUCCUUCAACCAAGGACAGUACACUGUGAGGUUAACCAAACCUCAGAAUGGGAGAUGGACAAGUGAGUUUGUGUCCGUUCCCUUAAGGGCUCACGAUGUCCUGUAUCUGUGGACAAGUGUACAGCACGAAAAGGCAGUGUACCAGGACAUGGGUCAGCCCUUGCAGGUUUGCAAUUUGGAAGGGAACUAUCUACCGAGAGGAUGUACGUCCCAUGAGGAUGACGAUCCCACAGAUGGCAAUCCAUCGAAUAACGUUGAAGGAUUUGUGGAAUCUACAUCACCUGAACCGUGCAAGCCAUCUUCGACAAAGGUUUCACCCGCUCCAAGUGGACCCAUCUGCAAAGGACAGCUUAUUUUUCAGGAGACCUUUGAUCAGCUUAAUGAUUCCCUCUGGCUUCAUGAAGUUCGCCUGCCGCUCGACACCAAAGAUGCUGAGUUUGUUUUGUAUGAUGGAAGAGCCAGGGUGGAGGAGGGCAAUCUGGUGAUCGAGCCUGUGCUGUGGUCAAGCUAUCGCCCAGAUUUGUCCAUUGCCAAUGCCAGGCUGGAUCUCUCCGAACGGUGUACAGGCACCCACAACAGACGCAGAGAAUGUGUGCUGCAAACCACCGGCAGUGGUCCCAGUGGCAUAAUGCCACCUGUAGUGGUACCCCGUAUUAACACCAAGGAGUCAUUCGCCUUCCAAUACGGACGCAUCGAAAUAAGGGCCAGAUUUCCGAAAGGGGACUGGAUGGUGCCCCUCCUGUUGCUGGAACCCCUUACGGAGUGGUACGGCCAAACGGGCUAUGAAUCAGGACAGCUUCGAGUGGCUUUUGCCAGGGGAAACUCCAAGCUGAAGAUGCCGCGAGGGAAGCUCGUCGACGGAAGAUCACUGUACGGUGGACCCAUCCUUUCUCCAGAUGCCCAGCUAAGGGAGGAUUCCUUGGUCAGCCAGCGGAGGAGUUCGCACUUUUCCAACGACUUUCACACCUAUAGUAUGGACUGGAGCAGCACAGGGCUACAGUUUUCAGUUGAUGGCCAGAUCUAUGGAGAGAUACUGAACGGCUUUGCGGAAUUGGAUCUAAAUCCCAGGUGGAAACAGGGUGGUCCCAUGGCUCCUUUUGAUAGGCUGUUUUACAUCACUUUGGGACUCUCUGUGGGUGGAUUCGGAGACUUUAUCGACGAUCUUCGUACGGCGACCUAUGAGAAGCCCUGGAGAAACUAUCACCCUCUGGCAAAGAUCGAGUUCCACGCCCACGAAAGCGAUUGGCUGCCAACUUGGGAGCAGCCUGCAAUGCUUAUUGAUUUCGUACGAGUGUAUGCGAAUUGAAAGUCUUUCUACAUGAUAACCUUUUGGAUUUAUUUAGAACGCGCCCAUUUAUGU